AUGCAUCGCCGUGGCGGGAAACGUAUACGGAUGGACGAUCCACCUCCGGAAUAUGUCAAUCCAAUGACUCCAGCGACCCCCAUGACUGAUUAUGGUGGACAAUCUGUUCACGAACCCGAAACUCCCAACGUGAAUUAUUCAGGGUUUAAUGUUGGAGCGGUCGUCAAUUCCACUGCCAACGAACUCCCAAGAGAAGAAGCCGAGGAAUCCCAUCACGAAGAAGAGGAGCCCAGAUCACCAUCCCCCACUCCUACGAAGCGAGUGACCCGAAGUCGCGGUCGCCGCGGUGAUGGUGGGUUUGUGGGGCGCUUGGCUGAGUCUCCGCCUCCUCCGCCACUGCGGCGCCGCGGCCGAGGCGGGCGCGGACGAGGUAGAGGUCGAGGAACGGCCCCGCCGCCAGCGUACUCACCGCCACCAGUUUUGCUGCCUGGUGAUGACGAGAACAGCCUUUAUAAUAUUCUGAGAUUCAAUAAGACAGCAAUAAACCAAGUUGUGGAUAUGUGGAUAGAAGAAUACAAGACGAACCGAGAGGCUGCACUGGUUCAGUUGAUGCAGUUCUUUAUUAAUGCAUCUGGAUGUCGAGGGAAGGUGACACCUGACAUGGCACAGAUGGACCACACUCUCAUCAUCAAGAAAAUGACCCAAGAGUUUGAUGAGGAAAGUGGUGAAUAUCCCCUUAUAAUGACAGGACAAACUUGGAAGAAGUUUCGCUCCAAUUUUUGUGAGUUUAUUCAGACAUUGGUGAAGAUGUGUCAGUACUCCAUUAUCUACGACCAGUACCUGAUGGACAACAUCAUCUCCCUGCUCACUGGACUGUCUGACUCACAGGUCAGAGCCUUCCGCCACACAGCUACACUUGCUGUGAUGAAAUUGAUGACUGCUCUGGUGGAUGUCGCCCUUUUGACAAGCGUCAACUGCGACAACUGUUUGCGACAGUAUGAGGCGGAGCGACUGAAGGCUCGGGACAAGCGAGCUAACGAGCGCCUUGAAGUGCUAGUCGCUAAGAGGCAGGAGCUGGAAGAAAACAUGGAAGAGAUCAAGAACAUGCUCUCGUACAUGUUCAAGUCUGUGUUCGUGCAUAGAUACAGGGACACAUUACCUGACAUCCGAGCUAUAACUAUGGCUGAAAUAGGCAUCUGGAUGGAGAAGUUUCCAGCUCAUUUCUUAGAUGAUCUAUACCUCAAAUAUAUUGGCUGGACACUGCAUGACAAGGUGGGCGAGGUGAGACUGCGUUGUCUCCAAGCUCUGCAGCCUCUGUACGAGUGUGAGGAGUUGAAGGGCAAGUUGGAACUGUUCACAUCCAAGUUCAAGGACCGCAUCGUGUCCAUGACGCUCGACAAGGAGACUGAGGUUGCAGUGCAUGCUGUUAAGUUGGUUAUUGCCAUUCUAAAAUGCCGCAUGCACCCCGACGUGCUGACGGACAAGGACUGCGAGAACGUGUACGAGCUGGUGUACUCGUCGUGCCGCGGCGUGGCGGCGGCGGCGGGCGAGUUCCUCAACGUGCGCCUGUUCCGCAGCGAGGAGCCCGCGCCGCCCGCGCGCUCGCGCCGCGGCAAGCUGCGUCUGCCCAACACGCCGCUCAUACGGGACCUCGUGCAGUUCUUCAUCGAGUCCGAGUUACACGAGCACGGUGCUUACCUGGUGGACUCUCUGAUUGAGUCCAACCCAAUGAUGAAGGACUGGGAGUGCAUGACCGACUUACUGCUGGAGGAAGCUGGCCCUAACGAGGAAGCUCUCGACAACCGACAGGAGUCGUCCCUGAUAGAGCUGAUGGUGUGUUGCGUGCGCCAGGCCAGUACGGGCGAGCCGCCCGUGGGCCGCGGGCCCAGUCGGAAACAUCAUCACAUGCUGUCCAAGGACCAAGCCAAGGUGGUGAGCGACGACCGCGCGCGGAUGACGGCGCACUUCAUGGUGACGCUGCCGGCCCUGCUCGACAAGUUCGGCGCCGACCCAGAGAAGCUCGCCAACCUCGUCGCCAUCCCGCAGUACUUCGACCUGGAGCUGUACACGACGCAGCGCCAGGAGGGCAACCUGGCGCUGCUGCUGGGCAAGCUGCGCGACGUGGUGCGCGUGCAGGCGGAGGCCGAGGUGCUGGAGACGGCGGCGCGCACGCUGGAGCUGCUGUGUCGCGAGCACUGCGCCGUGUACUCGCGCUGCAACGUGGCGCGCGCCACCGUCACCGACAUGUGCGUGGACCGCUACAAGGAGGCCAUCGACGACUACCGCAGCCUCAUCGAGGGCGGCGAGACGCCCGACGCCGACGAGCUCUUCAACGUCAUCAACUCGCUGCGCAAGGUGUCCAUCAUGUACAUGUGCCACAACCUCAACGACACCAACAUCUGGGACUCUCUGUUCGAGGACCUGCCCAAGUGUGUCAAGGAGAACGAGUCGCAGAUGCCACCGCAGGCGCUGGUGUACGUGGUGCGCGCGUGCUACUACUCGUUGCUGUGGGCGCUGCACGGGGUGGAGGCGCGGCCGGAGCCGGGCGCGGCGGCGGCGCUGCGCGAGCGGCUGCAGGGCUACGCGGCGCACUGCAAGGACAUCGUGGCGCGCGGCAUCACGGCGGAGCUGAAGGAGGAGGCCUACACGAGCCUGUGCGACCUGCUCAUCCUGUUCGCGGAGCACUUGGUGACGCUGCAUCACCCGGGGGACCCGGACAUGCGCCAGCUCGUGUUCGAGCCGGACACGGAGCUCUGCGACAUGCUCAACGCCUUCAUCCAAGAGUUUGUCUUCGUCCAGCACAACUACGAUGGUCAAGACGAGAGACGUAUCGAGGAACUCCACAAGCGACGCAACUUCCUGGCCGCCUACUGCAAGCUCAUCGUCUACAACGUCGCGCCCAUCCGACGCGCUGCAGACGUCUUCAAGCACUACAUCAAGUGCUACAAUGAUUAUGGCGACAUUAUCAAGGCGACCCUGAGCAAGGCCCGCGAGAUUAACAAAUUGAACUGUGCGCUGACUAUGGAGUUGGCCAUGCAGGCGCUGUUCAACGACAUGCUACAGAAACACGCCGGCACCACGCCGCAUCGACAGAUGCCCGAGAUGUUGGAGCUCAAGGAGCUGGCCAAGCGGUUCUCCGUGAUGUUCGGGCUGGACGCCGUGAAGAACCGCGAGGCGCUGACGGCGCUGCACCGCGCCGGCAUCGCCUUCGCGGCGCUGGAGCAGGGCAGCGGCAGCGGGCCGCCGCCGCGCCUGCUGUUCCUGGAGGCGCUGGCUGAGUUCUCGGGCAAGCUGCUGCGCCAGGACAAGCGCCACGUGCUGCGCUGCCUGGACGCGCGGCUGGGCGGCGCGCUGGGCGGCGCGCUGCCGGGCGCCGGCCGCGCCGACGACUGGGCGGCGCUGCUGGCCUACCGCGGCUCGCUGCUGACGGACGCGCCCGACGAGCGCCCGCCGCCCGCGCGCCGCCACUACGCGCGCCGGCCCCGAGGUCAGAACGAGGAUGAAGAGGCAGACGACAACGUGGAGUCUGACCAGGAGCAGCCCGGGUGA
This is a messenger RNA of Spodoptera littoralis (African cotton leafworm), 3489 nucleotides long. The record is from the annotation of a GenBank genome assembly. Lineage: Eukaryota; Metazoa; Arthropoda; Insecta; Lepidoptera; Noctuidae.